UGUUUGCAACAAUCACCAUACGCGCCACUCAGUGCCUUCGUUCAGUUACCUCCUUGCCACCGGAAUCAUGUCAGAACAGAGAAUCCUUUGCUUUCGGGAGACCUUACGCGACGUCUUCGAGAAAAGGCAGAUGAGGCUCCCAACAUACGAGCCGUGCAAGCAGGACGUUUCCCACGACUGGCGCGACUUCGUUCGCUCGCUCGAUAUCUCAAGCUACCACCAAUUCCCAAUGACGAUGAUCGACACCUUUCGCGCAUAUGACGCGAAUGAGUGUCUUCGCGCGCGACUCCAGCAAAUAUUCAGCGAAGGAAAGCACACCUUAUUACAGAAUGCUUCUGGGAGCGGGAAGACAAGCCUCUUGUUCGAAGGUCUCCGGCAUCAUUGGGGGCUCUACUUCGUGGGAGCUGUGGAUAGUUGGGCGAUCGGCUCGUGCGACAUACAGAAACUCGUCAAAUUCCUCGCGGAUGAAAGGGCCGAUAACACUCCACAAGGCCUCGGACGCCGUCUGGAGGCGCUCAGGAUUCCCUUGCUGGUGCGGCUCAUGGCGUUUGAGGCGUUCGCUCAGAUCAUCGACGUCUCGCGCACUACUGCGGAGCAUCGCCAGUUCUGGCUACUCGUACAAGGAUGCGGUCAGCACUAUUUCGAUCUCGGCGAUGAGUUCGCGCUCCUCUCGAUCAAGCUCUACUCGGAGAGGAAACUAGACAUCGAUGCGGAGAUCAACAAAGCGAUGAUUCGGAUCCGUGCGCUGACGAAGGACCCCAAUUUCCACUUCUUCUGCGUCGUCGAUGAAGCGCAGGCCCUUGCGUACGAAGUGACUCCCUCAGGGACGAACGCGCCCGUGCCCUUUUCUCCCCAUCGCGACCUGACGCAGUCUUGGGAGAAUUAUGGCUGGCUUACUCUCGUCAUGUCCGGGACAAUCGUACCGUACAAAUACUAUCGUGGCGCCGGGUAUCGCAUAACAUCCGCCACUGGAUCGUAUAAUGCAUCCGAGGCCGCCGCAUACGUGCAAACCUUCCUGCCCCCGACUCUCGCGUCGUCGGAAUCCGGAAAGUUGCUGCUACGGCGUGCCAGCGCUUGGGUCCAUGGAAGGCAUCGGUUCGCCGGCGCAUUCGUCAGGCUCGCUCUGGAGAAUGGUUUAGACGCACCGCACAGCCUCUUCGACAGCUUCGUGUCGACUAUGGCAGGAUUCAAGCCAUUCGAGGCUCGAUGUCUGGUUGAACAGGAGGCCGCUCCAACCGACGUCGCGCGCAUGGCUUUCAAUCCGCUUAACAUACUCCAAGCCCAUACGAAUGAGAUCGUCCGCCGCGCUGUCCAUCACGUCGUCUUUAAGUAUCUUGCGACGGGAACAUGCACGCGCGUAUUCAAUAUGGACUACGUUGCGCUCGUCGAGAGAGCGGCAGGUCGCUUCUGCGACGACGCUGCCUCGCAAAUCGUAGUCGACGAACCCCUGUGCAUCGUUUCCGCUGCCAGAUGGCUAUGCAAGGCGGACGUCGGCGACAUCUUCAGCAUGGAUCUCAUAUGGAACGGCAGCGAUCCCUCGCUCUCAAGUAUUCGCGAGCACGUCUCCUUGCUAUUGGCGCACGCGCUCAGCGACCCACGUCCGCUCAGCGACUUGGUAGAUCAUACCGGCCCCGCUCGUCUUUGGACCAGAGGCGCGGUCGAGCUGGUCGAGCUGCACCGCUCUCUCGACGGCGCGUCCUGCGUCUUUUACCCAUUCAGAUAUCAGCACAUAUCGUCCACGCGUCCUAUCACCCUCGCCACCGACUGCACGACCUACGUUGAUGUUCUGGCAUGGCUGACCCACGAACGCACCUCGCCCUUCUGUCUCUUGCCAGAUCGAAGGAGUCUGCUGUUCGCGCUGAAGCUUUCUGGUGGAUCUUUUUGCUGGGCAUUGGCGCAGACGAUGUCGAAGGUCACGGGCGACUUGUCGCAAUGCUUCCAUCCUCCGAACGAUAGCGAAAAAGACGCGUCGCACGCCAUAGCGCUGCUAUCGCAGAUCCCCGUCCCGUGCAAGACGCUCGGGUCGCCGCCAAUCCUUCGGAUAGCGAUCUCGCCGACGACGGACGCUGUGGCCUCCGAAGUACCGAUUAUGGACAAGUCGAGGCUGGAGUCGCUGGCCGCCGCCAUCAACCUGCAAGAUGUGCUGCACCGCAUCGUGGCCAACGUCGUGCGGAUCGCCGAACCUCACGCACCGGCGGCCAGCGAGCUCGUCAGCCCAGGGGCCCCGCUAAGCCCUCCGACGACGCCCGAGCGAAAAGCAGUACGUCCGAGACGAUCCAGGGAGAAAGCUCCGAAGACGAACGAACAAACGCGGUAUAACCUUCGUCCUCGACAGAAGGAUAUUCCUACGGGCCCCAUUACGCGUAGCAAGCAGGCGAAAGCAACAACGGAGAGACGAUGUAAAUCUCUCGUUCGACUGGGGAAGCGCUCUUACACAGACAACGACGGUGUGGGCGCUCAGACACGGCCCAAACGACCACGGACUGUCGCAUAACACCUUCCAUCGGCUCUUUGUAUCAUAUUUAUAUGUAUUUAAGUACCAGGAUCGAUACUGUACAUGUCUCCGUAUUGUAGAUAUUUGGUCAGAGGCCUGAAUGGCAAGUCAAGCCUGCAUUUGCGCAUUGUCACAUGGUUUCACGAUGGCAUGGUGUAAAUCCUCUUCGUACAGAACAUAAAGUCG
Schizophyllum commune H4-8 is the source of this 2680-nucleotide messenger RNA. RefSeq lists its product as uncharacterized. Bases 68 to 2494 code for a protein of 808 amino acids. The transcript is spliced from 6 exons. The record is from RefSeq and is a predicted model, not a curated record. Lineage: Eukaryota; Fungi; Basidiomycota; Agaricomycetes; Agaricales; Schizophyllaceae.